AUGGCGGUCGGUAAACUGACCUUCACGAAGGCGGAGCGAGAGAAGCUAGCUGAAGUCCUCUGGCUGCUCAACUGGAUUUCCGUGAUGACGGGAGCAAUCCUCUUCGGCCUCGGCUUAUUCCUCAAAGUAGAGAUUCAGAAGUGGCAGGAAGUGAUGUCCGAGCAGGGGAUCCUCUACGUGCCGCACAUGCUGAUCACCACGGGACUGGCGGCCUGCUGCAUCAACUUCCUGGGUGGGAAGAUCUGCCUGGACUGCGCUGACACUAACAAGUUCCUGCGCUGGAAGCUGGUGAUGAUGCCGUACAUCAUCUGCACCUUCUUCUUCACCUCCUGCGUCCUGGCAGGGGCGCUUAUGUGCUAUGGCAUCCGCAGCCAGCUGGAGGAGUCGCUGUUCCUGGGCCUGAGGAACGCCAUGCGGUACUAUAAGGACACGGACACGCCGGGCCGCUGCUACCUAAAGAAGACUGUGGACCUGCUGCAGAUCCAGUUCCAGUGCUGUGGGAAUGCUGGGUACCGGGACUGGUUCCAUGUCCAGUGGCUCAGCAACCGCUACCUGGACAUGACCAGCAGCCGUGUGGCGGACCGCCUCAGGAGUAACGUGGAGGGGAAGUACCUGAUGGACGGCGUUCCCUUCAGCUGCUGCAGCACGUCGUCCCCUCGGCCCUGCAUCCAGCAGCAGCUCAGUGACACAUCGGCACAUUUCAACUACGACGAGCAGAGCCAGCAGCUGAACCUGUGGAGGCGAGGCUGCCGACAGGCGCUGAUGGAUCACUACACCGGCAUCAUGCAGUCUAUCGGCCUCACCGUGCUGCUUAUCUGGCUGUUUGAGCUGCUGGUCCUGACGGGGGUCCGGUACCUGCAGACGGCCAUGGAGAACGUUCUGCGGCUCGGGGAUCCAGAUUCUGAGUCUGACGGUUGGAUUCUGGAGAACAGCCUGGCAGAAACUGCCCGCUCCAACUUUAACAUCAUCAAGAACCUGAGGAAGUGCUACCAGGUCGACGACGACCCCAACAUUAACAUCCCAGCCACCGCCGCCGAGCAGGAAGUGCCGUCCCGGCAGCAGAUCCCUAUGAGCAGUUAGCGUCAGGACUUCUGAAAGUGACUGCAACGCCUCGGGUUUAUAACCUCCAGAGACGCUGCGUCCACUCCUCGUACAUUCAGUACGUUUUGGCUGAAGAGUGGAAGAAGAAGCUUCAGAUAUGAAGUUUGAACAAAU
Molecule: messenger RNA, 1215 nt
Organism: Cottoperca gobio
Lineage: Eukaryota; Metazoa; Chordata; Actinopteri; Perciformes; Bovichtidae
Product: photoreceptor outer segment membrane glycoprotein 2-like
Biological process (GO): visual perception
Cellular component (GO): plasma membrane
Source: RefSeq, a predicted model, not a curated record